AUGUCUGGGGGGAGCUGUGGGCAGGAGGAUGGGAGCAGCCUCAAUGAGGAUGAGGUUUGGGACUUGGCUGUGCCCAGGGACCCUGUCCGGGGGGUGGCCUGUGCCCAGCUAACAGGCACACCGGCCUCUCGCCCAUCCUUGGCAGGGUUCGUGGUGGGCCAUGCUGGGUUGUACCAAGCCCUGGCCAUGUUCGCGGUGGCAUACUUCAUCAUCGGCAUGACGGUGCUGUCCGUGUGUGCCAUUGCCACCAACGGGGCGCUAGAUGCUGGAGGAGCCUACUAUAUGAUCAGCCGUGCCCUGGGCCCAGAGUUCGGGGGCAGCAUCGGGAUAAUGUUUUUCCUGGCCAAUGUGUGUGGCAGUGCCCUCUAUGUGCUGGGGCUGGUGGAGGCAGUGGUGGACAGCUUUGGGAUCCCACCUGGGCAAAAAGCAGGCACAGGUGUCCACGUCCUGCCUCAGAGCUACUGGUACGAGCUGCUCUACGGCACCGUGCUGCUGGCCCUCUGCCUCCUCGUGUGCCUCGUGGGUGCCUCCAUCUAUGCCAAGGCCACCUUUCUCAUCUUCCUCAUCGUCGCGGGUGUUUUGGGCACCAUCCUCAUCAGCUUCUUUGCUACACGGCCCAUUGGGGUGCCCAUCCGCCUGCCCCACUUCAACGGCUCUGAGACUGAGAAUGGCUCCUUCACUGGCUUCUCACUUGCCACCCUGCGAGACAACCUGGGCGGUGGGUAUGGGGUGGACUACACCACUGGGCAGAUGAUGAGCUUCAGCUCUGUCUUUGCGGUGAUGUUCAAUGGCUGCACCGGCAUCAUGGCAGGCUCCAACAUGUCAGGCGACCUGAAGCGCCCGAGCUACUCCAUCCCACGAGGCACCAUCUCUGCUGUACUCUUCACCUACCUCGUCUACAACCUGCUGGCUUUCCUCAUGUGUGCUACUUGCAACAGGACCCUCCUGCAGAAAGACUAUGGCUUCCUGCGUGACAUCAGUAUCUUCCCGCCCCUGGUCACGGUGGGUAUCUAUGCUGCCACCCUCUCUGCAGCCAUGAGCAACCUCAUCGGGGCAUCCCGCAUCCUUUACGCCCUGGCCCGGGAUGAUCUCUUCGGUCGGGCGCUGACACUGGCCAAGAAGACGUCUGCGAGUGGGAACCCUGUGAUGGCAGUGAUCCUCUCCUGGCUGGUGGUACAGCUGGUGCUCUUCUCUGGGAAGCUCAACACCAUCGCGGGGGUUGUGACCACCUUCUUCCUCCUGGUUUACGCCACUGUUAACCUGGCCUGCCUGGCACUGGAGUGGGCAUCGGCCCCCAACUUCAGGCCCACCUUCCGGUACUUCACCUGGCAUACGUGCCUGCUGGGCAUUGCGGGCUGCUGCGUCAUGAUGUUCCUUAUCAGCCCUGUGUCAGCCUCAGCGAGCCUGGGCUUCCUCCUCCUCCUCCUCCUCGCUCUCCACUACCUCUCGCCCAGCAGCACGUGGGGCUACAUCAGCCAGGCCCUCAUCUUCCACCAGGUGCGGAAGUACCUGCUGAUGUUGGACGUGCGGAAGGACCACGUCAAGUUCUGGCGCCCACAGAUGCUGCUGAUGGUGCAGAACCCACGGGGCAGUGCCCGCCUCAUAGACUUUGUCAAUGACCUCAAGAAAAGCGGCCUCUAUGUCCUGGGCCACGUUGAACUGCAGGACUUGGACAUGCUGCCCUCGGACCCACUGCAGCCCCAGCAGGACUCGUGGCUGAGCUUGGUGGACAAGCUGAAUGUCAAGGCCUUCGUCAGCCUCACCCUUGCGCCCUCAGUGCAGCACGGCGUCCGGCAGCUCCUCUUCACCUCCGGCCUCGGCGGGAUGCGCCCCAACACCCUGGUGCUGGGCUUCUAUGACGACGCGGCACCGCAGGAUGGUCUAGCCCGGCACCCCGCCUUCACCAGCACCCGUGAGGAGGUCCCCCUGGGCUUCCCCCCGCUGCGGGCACCCACCACCCCCAAGCUGCUGUCGCCCCGGGAGUACGUGGGGAUCGUGGCUGACGCCCUGAAGAUGCUUCGCAAUGUCCUGCUGGCCCGGCAGCUGGAGAGCCUGGACAAGGCCUGGGAGGCGUCGAAGCUGCGCCAGCUCCUCAAGGACUUGCGCAUCCAGGCCCAGAUCCAGUUGGUGCCCUGGGAUGCCGUCACCCGCCUGCACUGGCAAACCCGACGGGGACCCCCGGGGGGGCCGGCGCCCGCUGGGGCGGAGGAGGAGGAGGAAGGGGCCGUGAACUUCCCAGCCAACACCACCCAAGUGUCAGAUGAGUACGUCUGUGCCGCCAACAAACUCAUCCUGGAGCAGAGCCCCGCGCCGGCCGUGCGCUUCCUCUACCUGCCACGGCCGCCAGCCGACACCAGCCUCUACCCGCUCUACCUGCACCAGCUGGAGCUGCUCACCCGCGGGCUGGGCCCCACCGUGCUGGUGCACGGGGUGAGUGCCGUCACCAGCACCCAGCUCUAGGUCACCUCCGGCUCCCCCCGGCUCCCUGUGCCCUCCUUUGCCCAGUGCCUUUAGCAGCCUGAGCCUGGGGGUGUCCCCAGCCCCGGUGUCCCCACCCCGGUAGGCAGGGAGGGAUUGGGUGCAGGGGAGUGGGUUGUUCUUUUUUGGAGGGUGUCCCCUGCAGAGGAUUAAAGCUGCCCUGGCAGGAUCCAGGCACAGCCCUGGUGCCGGCUGGGCAGCACGGUGCAUUCACGGUGCCUUUUCUUUGGGGUGGUGGUGGGGUAUAGCGGGGUCCCGGGGCGGCCAAGCACUGGGUGCCCCACUUGGUUGCUGGGAGCCCCUUGGUCACACCCUGCACCCCC
Molecule: messenger RNA, 2801 nt
Organism: Egretta garzetta (little egret)
Lineage: Eukaryota; Metazoa; Chordata; Aves; Pelecaniformes; Ardeidae
Gene: SLC12A9
Product: solute carrier family 12 member 9
Biological process (GO): chloride transmembrane transport; chloride ion homeostasis; potassium ion homeostasis
Cellular component (GO): membrane
Molecular function (GO): potassium:chloride symporter activity
Source: RefSeq, a predicted model, not a curated record